Molecule: messenger RNA, 750 nt
Organism: Chara braunii
Lineage: Eukaryota; Viridiplantae; Streptophyta; Charophyceae; Charales; Characeae
Source: the annotation of a GenBank genome assembly
GUGGUCAACAUUCAGUCUUGCUAUGCUGCUUGGACGCUGGCUCGACUUUGACUGGACUCUGGCAUUGACGCUGGCAUGGCGCUAGCCACACGCUGGCUGUGCGGAGGCACUGUGGACGACGACGAGGGGCCGUGGCAGCAUGCUGACGCUUUUUGUGCGCCGGGCAUUGCUGAUGAGACGCUGCCACCUGUCUACCCUGCUGAUGUGGCGCAUGCCACUGCUGACCAGGAAUGUAUUGAUGAUGACGAUGUUGAUAAAGGGGAGGUGGAGGAGGAGGAGGGGGAUGACGAGGAGGGCAGAGAAGAAGAAGAAGAAGAAGAAGAAGAAGAAGAAGAAGAAGAAGAAGAAGAAGAAGAAGAAGAAGAGAAAGAAGCAGCAGAGAAAGGGUGGAUGACGGGGGGAAAUGUAGCAGAGGAUGUUGGCGGAGGGGCUGGUGGGGGUGGUGGGGAUGAUGGCGGUGGUGGCAGUGAGGAUGACGGCGGUGGUGAUUGUGGUAGUGUUGGUAGUGAUGAUGGUGGUGGUGGAGGAGGAGAAGAAGGUGGUGGUGGUGGUGAUGAUGGAGGAGGUGGAGGUGGAGGUCGUGAUGGUGGCGACUGUGGCAGUGAGGGAGGCACAUUUUCAGUUGCAACGGCCGCAUGAGUGGGGUGGCCUUCAUUCCCUGCAGCCACCUCCGCAGCGUAUAUGUUGCUCACUGCGGCGGGCCUCAUCUCCAUCUGAGCUGGCGGAGGCACAUUGGUAUCUGCCAAUUCG